AUGAACUACUUUUGCCUAGCUCAUUAUAGGACUGUAUUAUUGUGGUGUACAAAAGAACUGGCAGUAAAGGAGAAGCGAUCGCUCCGUGUAAAUAUAGAAUUUGAUCAUGCAACAUUGGUACGUUGGUCUCCUGAUGGCAAGGCUUUCAUCAUACAUAAAGGUGUGGCAAACAAUAUUGAAGUAUACAAGGUUUCCAAGAAAUCGGAUGGUACUCUGGCUUCGGCAACAAAGGCUCUAGAAUUUCCAAAACGGCAUACUGAAGAUGUAGUCGGCAUGGACAUUGCAAGUACAGGAAAGUAUAUUAUCACGUGCAGCAAAGCAAACGAUCUUGUAAUAUGGGAUCUUAAGGGCCAGAUUCUUGCAACUAUAGAACUGUAUCUAGGAUCUAUUUAUCGAGCACGUGUGUCACCCUGUGGUCGCUUCGUUGGCGCUUCUGGGUUUACGCCAGACGUAAAUAUAUUUGAAGUAGUAUUCACGAAAUCAGGAGAUUUUAAGCAAGUAGCCAAGGCUUUCGACCUCGCAGGCCAUUCAUCUGGAAUACUUGACUUCAAUUUUAGUGCCGACAGUAGCCAUAUGACUACUGUAUCGAAAGAUGGAACUUAUCGUUUAUACAAUACUAAAAUUGAAUAUAUGAAAGGAGAGGAUCCACACGUACUUUUAACCGGAACAUGGGACACUGCAGCGACAGCAAGACUCGCUCUAUCUCCUAAUACCGAAGUUUUGGCAAUAGCUCAUGGAUCCUCGUUAAGUUUUUACUCUACGAUCGACGGUUCAUUAGAUAAUACUAUAGAAGAUAUUUUUUUGGGUCCCAUCACGUGUCUAGCUUUUGAUGCCUUAGGAGAAUACGUUUUGGUCGCCGGAGAUAAACACAUAAAAGUCUUCCACAAUGUUACCGGUUAUCGUGUGGCGAUUGAGUCCGCUAAACGUAAACUCACGCAAAAGCAAACAUCGGCGACGAAGGAACGCUUAGAGAAACUAAUCGUCGACAACAGAAAGUUUCUUCAAGCAAUGGGAGAGUCAUGUUCUUAG
Molecule: messenger RNA, 1029 nt
Organism: Hylaeus anthracinus
Lineage: Eukaryota; Metazoa; Arthropoda; Insecta; Hymenoptera; Colletidae
Product: transducin beta-like protein 2
Exons: 6
Coding region: 1-1029 (342 amino acids)
Biological process (GO): endoplasmic reticulum unfolded protein response
Cellular component (GO): endoplasmic reticulum
Molecular function (GO): protein binding
Source: RefSeq, a predicted model, not a curated record